Messenger RNA from Plectropomus leopardus (leopard coralgrouper), 1497 nucleotides. It is a transcript of the gene ilf2, whose product is annotated as interleukin enhancer binding factor 2. Gene Ontology annotation, biological process: positive regulation of DNA-templated transcription. Gene Ontology annotation, molecular function: double-stranded RNA binding; DNA binding. Gene Ontology annotation, cellular component: catalytic step 2 spliceosome. Lineage: Eukaryota; Metazoa; Chordata; Actinopteri; Perciformes; Serranidae. The record is from RefSeq and is a predicted model, not a curated record.
GGCGGAAGCAGAAAUCGGCAGCCGCAGUUUCACGGGGAGCCGGGCUCCACAAUUCUCCUUGGAUUUUUGCAUUAAAUUAUCAAAACGUCGUACGCAAUGAGAGGGGACCGCGGCAGGGGCCGGGGAGGCCGCUUUGGGUCCCGUGGAGGUCUGGUCCAGGGGUACCGUCCAUUUGUCCCACACAUCCCAUUUGAUUUUUAUGUGUGUGAGAUGGCCUUCCCCAGAGUGAAGCCCGCGCCCGACGAGACGGCUUUCAGUGAGUGUCUGCUGAAGAGAAACCAAGACCUGAGCCCCACACCCGCAGAGCAGUCCUCCAUCUUGUCCCUGGUCACAAAAAUCAACAACGUCAUCGACAACCUGAUUGUUGCACCGGGCAACUUUGAAGUGCAAAUUGAAGAGGUGCGUCAGGUGGGCUCUUAUAAGAAGGGCACCAUGACGACGGGACACAAUGUGGCCGACCUGGUUGUAAUCCUCAAGAUCCUCCCUACAUUGGAGGCUGUCGCUGCUCUCGGUAACAAAGUAGUGGAGACCCUUCGCACACAGGACCCUACUGAAGUGCUGUCCAUGCUGACCAAUGAGACGGGCUUUGAGAUCAGUUCAGCUGAUGCCACAGUCAAGAUCCUCAUCACCACCGUCCCUCCCAACCUGCGCAAGCUGGACCCUGAGCUGCACUUGGACAUCAAGGUGCUGCAGAGUGCGCUUGCCGCCAUCCGCCACGCCCGCUGGUUUGAGGAGAAUGCCUCUCAGUCAACGGUGAAAGUGUUGAUUCGCCUGCUGAAGGACCUGAGGCUGCGCUUCCCUGGCUUUGAACCCCUCACUCCCUGGAUCCUGGACCUGCUGGGCCACUCUGCGGUGAUGAACAACCCGUCCAGGCAGCCCCUGUCCCUCAACAUGGCCUACAGGCGCUGCCUUCAGAUGCUGGCUGCUGGUCUCUUCCUGCCCGGCUCUGUGGGGAUCACUGACCCCUGUGAGAGUGGAAACUUCAGGGUGCACACAGUCAUGACUCUGGAACAGCAGGACAUGGUGUGUUUCACAGCUCAAACACUGGUGAGGGUUCUUUCUCAUGGAGGCUACAGGAAGAUCCUCGGCCUCGAGGGAGACGCCAGCUACCUGGCAACAGAGAUGUCUACAUGGGACGGUGUGAUCGUCACUCCAUCAGAGAAGGCCUAUGAGAAACCUCCAGAGAGGAAGGAGGAGGAAGAUGAGGCUCUGGACGAGGGAGGAGACGGAGAGGACGAGAGCAUGGAGACCCAGGAGUGAUGAGGAGGAGUUCAGUCGAUAAGCCUAUUGAGGAAGUCCUUUUUAGCGGCUGUGUUGUGUACUAUGGAUGUUACCUGGACAGAAACACCAGCAGGAAAAAUGUUCCACCCGAAAGCCACUGGUCCCCUGACUGGUAUCAUUUAUUUUCAGUUUUUAUUAUGUUUUUACUUUCCCUUUGUUUGGUUUUUACGUCAUUGUUGUAACAGUAACAUCCUUAAUUAAACUUUUUUAAUUUUA